GUUUGUGCUUCUGGCAUAAUAAUAGUACAUACGUCAUUAAACGCGCUGGUUUCGAUAACUGAACCUCGACGGAUUAUCUGACAUGUUGCCUGUGUUGGUGGUCCAUGGGGGAGCGGGGCACAUCCCUGAAGAGCGUGCACAGAUGUCUUGUGCUGGGGUCCGGGCUGCAGUCAGGGGGGGCUACUCCAAACUCCAGGGGCAGGGCAGCGCCAUGGACGCUGUGGUGGAGGCAGUCACUCUGCUGGAGAAUGACCCCCACUACAACGCAGGACGAGGCUCGGUGUUGAACGCUAAGGGCGAGGUGGAGAUGGAUGCCAUCGUGAUGGACGGGAGAUAUCUGGCCAGCGGAGCUGUCUCUGCGGUCAGGAAAGUGGCCAACCCUGUCCAACUGGCCAGACUGGUCAUGGACAAGACGAGCCAUCUGUGUCUGACUGGAGAGGGUGCCAGUCAGUUUGCCAGGGCAAUGGGUGUACCCGAGGUGCCAGAGGAGUCCCUGAUCACAGAGUAUGCCCGUAUGCGCUGGAAGAAGAACCUGGCAGCUGAUGCCAACCCGGUGGAGUGCCAGAUGGGAAAGAUGGGCACGGUAGGGGCGGUGGCGGUGGAUGCGGAGGGGAACAUAGCCUGUGCCACCUCCACCGGUGGCAUGCUGAACAAGAUGGAGGGCAGAGUGGGGGAUACAGCAUGUAUUGGGUGUGGAGGUUAUGCUGAUAACAAGGUGGGAGCAGUGUCACCCACGGGCCAUGGUGAAGCCAUCAUGAAGGUGACUCUGGCUAGACUCAUCCUGUUCCACAUGGAGCAAGGGCGCAGUGCAGAGGCAGCAGCAGACGAGGCCCUGGCCUAUAUGAAGGAGAGGGUGGGGGGUCUGGGGGGAGUGGUUGUGGUGGACCCCCAGGGUGGAUGGUCCGUUCGUUUCAGCAGCCUGCAGAUGGCCUGGGCUGCAGCCCAGCAACAAACACUCCACUAUGGCCUGUACACUGGAGAACACUUCACACAGAACAUAGACAACCCCUACUAACAUACACUCCACUUCCACUAAUGUGUUGAGAGAGACUAGAAGAUCCCUACUAACACACUCAGGUAAACAAUCUAUAGAAAGCACUGAAUUGAAAUUUACCAUAACUGUGUUUUUAGCAAUCAGUACUAUUUCAAUAUUUUAUAAUCCUCAGAUCAAUGCUCAUAUCUAGAGCCAGUAUUUGGAAAGUGUUGAUCAACUGCCAAAUGUAAAUAUUAAGGAAUAAAGCGUGUUUUAAAAACAAA
Molecule: messenger RNA, 1257 nt
Organism: Coregonus clupeaformis (lake whitefish)
Lineage: Eukaryota; Metazoa; Chordata; Actinopteri; Salmoniformes; Salmonidae
Gene: asrgl1
Product: asparaginase and isoaspartyl peptidase 1
Exons: 7
Coding region: 83-1015 (310 amino acids)
Molecular function (GO): asparaginase activity
Source: RefSeq, a predicted model, not a curated record